Mobula hypostoma (lesser devil ray) is the source of this 3054-nucleotide messenger RNA. RefSeq names its product zinc finger protein 239-like. Gene Ontology annotation, molecular function: RNA polymerase II cis-regulatory region sequence-specific DNA binding; DNA-binding transcription factor activity. Bases 1110 to 1958 code for a protein of 282 amino acids. Lineage: Eukaryota; Metazoa; Chordata; Chondrichthyes; Myliobatiformes; Myliobatidae. The transcript has 3 exons. The record is from RefSeq and is a predicted model, not a curated record. Gene Ontology annotation, biological process: regulation of transcription by RNA polymerase II.
UCCGGCCGGGUAUUAAUUACCGGCGUCUGAAACGCGAUUGAAAGGCUAUUACUCUGCACACCUAUCGCGGUGGUCCUGCAUCGCAGGACAGCCCCGGUCCGUUCCCACUUUUUCAGCCCCACGGUCCGUACCAGGGCCCGGCGGGGAAUUCGGCUGAUGAGCGCUGGAGGCGCCGCCAUUUUCGGCGCAUGCGCGUCGCUGGAUCUUUUGGUGGCUGACGGACAGGUUUCUCGUUCGUGGGGCCUUCUGGGUAAAGAGGCAGCCAUGGCUGACAGUACCAGCAUUGUCCCCGUACAAUCGGAGGAAAUGGGAGCAAAUGUAUCUGCCGAGCUCCAGCUAUGUAAAUCCGAGAAUUAGUUUGAAAUGGCAGAACACUUGUGUACAGGAAUCUCAAACACAACAACACAUCAGUUUUGCUGACUCUGUCUGGAUAUUUAAGGAGUGACCAGAUACUUUCUUUGUAACACCAACACAUCUGCUGUCAACUCUUGGAGAUGAGGAAGUAUCUCAUCCCAGCUGCUGAUGUAUUCUGUCUCUGAAAUGAAGUUUUCUGUUUUAACUCUGUGAAAUUCACUGGAACUAGGAGCUGAGAACACACCAGCAUUUGUUCACUAGAGAUCAGUUCUUCAACUGCAUUGAUUGUACAAGGGAUUCAAACGUUUGACUUUCUGAAUUGCCAGAGGAUUGAUCGCAGUGAGAUAUCAUUCUUCUUCUCUCAGUGUGGGAAGAGAUUCACUCACAGACUACCCGCAGACACACCAGUGAGUUCACAGUGGGGAGAGGACAUUUCCCCGCUCUGUGUGAGGGAGGGGAACCACUCAGUCAUCCAGCCUGAAGAUACAUCAGCAAGUUCACACCAUCGUGAGAUGCUCCACCUGUUCUGCAAGCGGGAAGCCAUUCUGUUAUUGGUGCUAAAGGUAUAUCAGAAAAUUCACCAGUGAGAGGACAUUGACCUGCUCGGACGGUGGAAAGGAAUUCACACACUCAACCACGCCAGAGUGACACCAGCGAGUUCACACCAGGGAGAAGCCAUUCACCUGCUCUGAAUGUGGGAAAGGGUUCACUCAAUCAUCUCAACUGAAUAAACAUCAGCAAAUUCACACUGGAAGAUGCCAUUUAUCUGCUCGGACUGUGGGAAGGGAUUCACUCACUUUUCAACACUGCAGAGGCACCAGCAAGAUCACACUGCGGAGAGGCCAUUCACCUGCCCUGAAUGUGGGAAGGGAUUCACUCAGUCAUCCCACCUAAAGAAACAUCAUUUUGUUCAUAAUGGGGCAAAACCAUUCUCCUGCUCUGAUUGUGAUAAGGAAUUCACACGGUCGUAUAACCUGAAACUUCAUCAGCGAAUUCACACUGGGGAGAAGCCGUACAGCUGCUCAGACUGUGAGAAGGAAUUCACACGGUCAUCUGACUUAAAAAUACAUCAGCGAGUUCACACUGGGGAGAAACCGUUCACCUGCUCAGAUUGUGGGAAGCAAUUUGCGCGAUCAUCUGACUUGAAAGUGCAUCAGCGACUUCACACCGGGGAGAAGCUAUUUAGCUGCUCUGAGUGUGGGAAGAGAUUCACUCGAUCUUCUCACCUACUGACACACCAGUUAGUUCACACUGGGGAGAAACCAUUCACCUGCUCAGUCUGUGGAAAGGAAUUCAUUCGGUCAUCUGACUUGAAAGUGCAUCAGCGAGUUCACACUGGGGAGAAGCCUUUCACUUGUUCUGAAUGUGGGAAGGGAUUCACUCGGUCUUCUCAGCAGAAGGAACAUCAGCGAAUUCACACUGGGGAGAAACCUUUCAAAUGCUCAGACUGUGGGAAGGAAUUCACUCGGUCGUCCGUACUGAACAAACAUCAGCGAGUCCACACUGGGGAGAGGCCUUUCACUCGGCAUCCUUGUAAACCCUCCACCAUCCACCCCGACACAUUCAGCGGGACAAGGGUGCUGGAAACCGUGCCAUCUGGGUGAGCGCAGGGAACCGCAGCAUUUCACUGUACGAGCCAGCGAUGAAGUUGUGAGUGACCAGUCCACAGUACAAGCACGAGACAGCAGAUGGUAUUGCAAAGGUCAAAUGGCUACAGCAAUUAAUCGACACUACUAAGGAAGCCCAUUAUGUUACAGACCACAAUGUCUGAGAGAAAACACAGCAGAGCAAAGCUAAUUCUGACAUGUGAACAGAACCUCGGGAGUUGGAAAGAGGACAGAAGGUUACAAUCUCAGGACAUCAGCCGGGGCCUGUCACAUCUCCGAGAUGUGCAGGGACAUGUCAUGUCAGGGACAGAGCCAGUCUAUCAGUCUGUCAAGUCCAGACUGCUCCAGAGAGUUUAGGUUGGCAGCUUGUGAACCCACUUGUAGACAGUGAAUGUUCUCUGGAAGCUGAGGUCCAUAAGGCGCAUUGUCUCUGGAUGGAGAUGAUGAUACUUUUAGAUUUAUCUUUCAGCCCAUCGACGAUGGUGACGAUGAAGGAGCAGUUGUCCUCUCAGUGAGUUGGGCAAACUCUUUCACUUUGCACCCAGAGCUGAAGGGUAGUUCACUUCAUCGUCAGCAUCUACAAGGGUUGGUUAAGGCAAGGCAAUCUUUUCCCUCCUCUCAGCCAAGGCAGAGACAAUGGAGGAGAGAAACAGAUACGUUCCUCACCAAAUGUUCUGGAAAUAAAGCAGGCAAUAGAGAAGUUGAAUUUCAAGGCGGUAUCAGUAAUCAGAUAAGUACAGAAAUUGCUCUUGAUGGUUUUACUUACAGAUAUUCGGAAAUGAUUGAUGUUGGAAUACUAUUGAUGAAUGUCCUCAUAAUGGUCGAAUGCUCGAUUGAAGGUUACAUGUUCUCCAAUAAAGUGUAUUAUUUCUCAGUUGUAUAUUCGUUGUUCAUGUGGAUUGAUGCAAGUGUAAACAGUGUCAUUCCUCUGCCACUCAGUUAGCCAUUCCCACAUGGGAGGAGUUCACACACUGUACGAGCAGGGUUGUCAAUAAAGAUCUGUUGAGUAUCCUGCAUGCGGAUGUCCUGGUGUGCUCUGCACUAUCCCUCAAUAAUGUAAACAACAUGGAGUCAGAAGUGGUUCAUCAAUGCA